ACACACACACACACACACACACACACACACACACACACACACAGAGAGUUCUGGUUAGUGUGUGUGUAAGUAGGUCGUGAUGGCGGUCAGUGUUUAAUGGACUGUGUGUUUCUGACCCUGUUCAAGCUCUAUAAACACAAAGAGUCUCUAGUUCUGCUUCUCUAUUUCCGUUCUUCAUUCAACCGUGUUUCACUAAUUGGAGUCGGUCAGUUUCAUCCCAGUCAGACUCAAAGAACCUGCUCAGAAUAACACACACCAUCAUCAUCAUCAUCAUCAUCAUCAGUGUGUGUUUCCUGCACUGUAACACACGGGUUGAUGCAUUAUAUUGAAGAGUUAUGAUACAUAAUCAUAAUACUGAUAUAAUUCUGUUCUGUGGAGAGGAAUAAAACACACGUGAUAUAAGAGAAGAUUAUAUGAGUGUGUGUGUGUGUGUGUGUGUGUGUGUGUCAGAUGGAGCAGGUGAGAGCAGAACUGCUGCAGGAACGAGCCGCUCGACAUGACCUGGAAUGUGACCGAAUCCGUCUGGAGCGUCAGAAUAAGGAUCUGCGGAGCCGUGUGUCGCAGCUGGAGGGAUCUCAGCGCUCCGGGACGGACGCCGCCAUCUCCAAACUCCAGCUCCAGGUUCACGAGCUGGAGGAGAGGCUGCUGGGAGAGGAGAAGGAGAACGGAGAGCUGCAGCAGCUGAACCGCCGGCUGGAGCGCCGCAUGAAGGAGCUGACGCUGCACCUGGAGGAGGAGCGGCUGUCGCUGCAGGACCAGAGAGAUCAGCUGGCACUGCGUCUGAAAACACUGAAGCGUCAGCUGGACGAGGCCGAGGAGGAGAUGGAGAGGCUGGAGAACAGCAAGAAAAAGCUGCAGAGAGACCUGGAGGAGCAGCAGGAGCUGAACGAGCAGCUGCACACCGAGAUCUGCGGCCUCAGGCGCAGGUUAACCCAGUAAUCACGCUGUUGUGCAUGAAAGUAUUGGAGGAUUUCAUACCUGCACGUCCGGCUGUUCAACCUCUCGCUGGUUCCAUUGUGAUGUAUAGACGCCUCGACAUACACAUUUGGGUCCAUAAUCUGCCCCUGACUGAUAUUCACCUGCUCCCCGCCAGUAUGUGCCCAGUUCAACUGUAUAUUGUUAUUGCUGCACAAAUCAUUCAGAUCGGGCCAAUCCGAACGUACUCCGAAUCCCGUGGCUCUAGUAUCCAGCUUUCCACUAGGUUUCUUCCGGAAACCGAGGAAGCUUGGUUCUCCGUCUGCAGCAUAGGGGACCUUGCGUUUGCUCAGAUCCAGCAACAGUGAACGCCGGGCAACUUCACGAACUGUAGGGUCAUCGUUAUUCAACAUAUGCAGUAGAUGCUUUACUCUAGUCGCUGUAUAAACACACACACACACACACACACACACACACACACACACACACA
Megalobrama amblycephala (Wuchang bream) is the source of this 1405-nucleotide messenger RNA. Its product is annotated as cingulin-like protein 1. The transcript has 5 exons. Bases 451 to 939 code for a protein of 162 amino acids. Gene Ontology annotation, cellular component: myosin complex. NCBI's taxonomy places the organism in Eukaryota, Metazoa, Chordata, Actinopteri, Cypriniformes, Xenocyprididae. The record is from RefSeq and is a predicted model, not a curated record.